Messenger RNA from Boleophthalmus pectinirostris (great blue-spotted mudskipper), 384 nucleotides. Its product is annotated as gastrotropin-like. Bases 1 to 384 code for a protein of 127 amino acids. The record is from RefSeq and is a predicted model, not a curated record. The transcript has 4 exons. Gene Ontology annotation, molecular function: fatty acid binding. NCBI's taxonomy places the organism in Eukaryota, Metazoa, Chordata, Actinopteri, Gobiiformes, Gobiidae. Gene Ontology annotation, cellular component: cytosol; nucleus. Gene Ontology annotation, biological process: fatty acid transport.
AUGUCCUUCGCCGGAAGAUGGGAAACUGAAUCUCAGGAGGGAUAUGUGGAGUUCUGCAAGCUGCUUGGCAUCCCUGAUGACGUCAUCGAGAGGGGCCGUGACUACAAGCUGAUCACUGAGAUCACACAGGAUGGAGACAGCUUCACCUGGUCACAGCUGUACCCCGCCAACCACAAGGUCACCAACUCCUUCACCAUCGGCAAGGAGGCUGACAUGGAGACCAUCGGAGGGAAGAAGUUCAAGGCCACAGUCAACAUGGAGGGAGGCAAGCUGACAGCUGCCUUUCCCAACUACCUCCACACCACGGAGAUUGUUGGAGGCAAGCUUAUUGAGACUUCCAAAGCUGGCUCUGUAGUGCUGAAGAGAACCAGCAAGAAGAUCUAA